Molecule: messenger RNA, 417 nt
Organism: Trypanosoma brucei brucei TREU927
Lineage: Eukaryota; Euglenozoa; Kinetoplastea; Trypanosomatida; Trypanosomatidae
Exons: 1
Coding region: 1-417 (138 amino acids)
Source: RefSeq, a predicted model, not a curated record
AUGUAUUUGUAUGGCGUGCACAUCUCGCUGAUUCUCUGUUUUGGUUUUAUUUGUUGUUGUAUGCUGCUCGGCAGGGGAAGGGAGAAAAAAGAAAAACAAAGAGCAGAAACAUUUUGGUUGUCCUGUUGGUCGCAUUAUUCGAUGCAUGUGUGUGUGUGUGUGUGUGUGUGGUCUUCCGUCUCCCCUCACUUCCUCACGCAUGCAUUUAUUAUUAUUAUUAUUAUUAUUAUUAUUAUUAUUAUUAUUAUUAUUAUUAUUAUUAUUAUUAUUAUUAUUAUUAUUAUUAUUAUUAUGGUGCACCUGUGUGUUAUUUGUCAUGUGCAUUUAUUAUCUUCGAUCCGUCCACUAUUAUUUCCUUUCUCGUUUUGCGUUAUUUGUACACUAAAAGUUGCUAUUGCUCUAGCAAUUGUGUAUUAA